Molecule: messenger RNA, 5019 nt
Organism: Oryzias melastigma (Indian medaka)
Lineage: Eukaryota; Metazoa; Chordata; Actinopteri; Beloniformes; Adrianichthyidae
Product: unconventional myosin-Ic
Exons: 32
Coding region: 1552-4689 (1045 amino acids)
Biological process (GO): vesicle transport along actin filament; actin filament organization
Cellular component (GO): microvillus; vesicle; plasma membrane
Molecular function (GO): actin filament binding; microfilament motor activity; ATP binding
Source: RefSeq, a predicted model, not a curated record
UGUUAACGGUUUAAUUAAACCAAAGAGCAGAAACACUAGACAGUGUUAAAGGGUUAACAUUUUUAUAGAAAAUUAAGCUUAAAGUUGCAUGCUUAUUUAUUUAUUCAACUUGUUGAGAAUCAGGAGCUUGCAAGUAUGAUGUACAAGUUAUUACGGCAAGUCACAAGCUCCGCCCCCUUCUAAUUCCCCCACUUUCAGAUAAAUAAAAGGCCUGAGCUGGCAUCUGGCCUAAAACUAGCUUCAAAAAUCCACUUUUGUUGCACUGUUAGGUGGCGAGGUGCUGUAAGCUAGCAGGGACGUACCUAAACAGAUGGAUGAUGGGAUGUGGGAGUUACUCAGUGCUAACACAGUCCCGCCCACAACUCAGAGGUGAAUUUCAAAUGAACUCCUGCCGCUCUGCAGAAACUAUAUCCUAAAAAAAUGACACCGUUUUUUUUUUUUAUUUUGGCUAAAAAAAAAAAAACACUGGGAACACUUCUACAAUAUAUCCAAAAUUGAUCAGAGAGGGUCUUUACGUCUUUUUAUAUUUAAAGGAAGUAAAUCAUAAGAAUAAAAAAGAUGGAAUAAAAGUUUAAAUAAGGUAAAAGAACAGUUAGAAACGUAGCAAUUAAGAUGUGCCACUUUUGUUUUAACUCCACGUUUGAAGACGAGGCAGCGGGGGAAGAACACAGAACCUUCUCCAUCUGGGCAGCAUUAUUCAGAUUCCUGAGUGUUAGAUAUUUGAUGAUGAUGGGUAGGAAAAGCGAGGGAAGCAAAAGAUGAGGGGUGGGAAGCCAGAGGCGGCUGCUGCUCCCUGAAGAGGGAAUGUGGCCUUCAUGACACUCCCCAGAAAUGCCAGAGCUGGAAGAAACACCACGAGAAAAGGUUUAAAAAAACAAACAAACUUAAGGUUAACGUUUAAAAUGAGAUGUGAGUAUUUUCGUCAGCACCAGAGGACCCUCACAGCCAGGCAGAGUUUUAGGCAAACGCUUCCAUAAAGUGAAUCUGUCUCAGCUUGUGGGAGAAAAGGGAGGGAAGCAAACAGAGAGGAAAAGUAUGUUUUGAGAGGUCAUCAUGUGAUUUCAGUUUUUUUUUCUUUUAAUAGCUGCGGAGUGGAGAUCUUAGCCAUUUUUUCCACAGACUAUCCGACUUCCCUCUCUUUAUUUCUUUUUUUCAACAGCAUACUUUGCCUUGACUGUUUUUCUUUUUUUUUCUUUUUCAUUUGGUGUGACGUGUAAGUGGAGUUCCUGCCCUUGUUUCAUUUAGUUUAGAGAGCAGGAGACGAGUGGAGAAGCCGUCAUUGACUCUGACCUGUUAUGGGUAAAAUGGAUUAAAGGUGUAAACAAGAGGAGCUGCGCUGGAUCUUUGCAGGCGAGUAGGAGGAAAGCCGAGGAGAAGCUGGAACAAAGUGACUUAGAGGAGACGAGACCAGUGGGCGAGUUCUGUUGCCCAUGGGCAAAGGUGGAUGAGGAGCUGCAGCCGAAAAGUCUGUCAAACACGGGAGGAGGAGGAGGAGCGCCAGCCUGAGGAGGAACCCCCACUUUUGCAUCCAAGCAGGAGGAACAGGACAGGAUGAGGUAUCAAGGAAGGGAAGUGGAGAUUGAAGGACGAGUGCGGCUGGUGAUGGAGAGCGCCCUGACUGCCCGUGACAGGGUGGGAGUGCAGGACUUUGUCCUGCUGGAAAACUACAACAGUGAGGCGGCCUUCAUUGAAAACCUGAGACGGCGCUUCAGAGAAAAUCUCAUCUACACAUACAUCGGCUCAGUGCUUGUGUCGAUGAACCCGUACAAAGAGCUGGAGAUUUACUCAAAGCAGCAGAUGGAGCGUUACAGAGGGGUCAGCUUCUACGAAAUAUCACCUCACAUCUAUGCCUUGUCAGACAAUACUUACCGAGCCAUGAAGACGGAGAGGAAGGACCAGUGCAUCCUCAUAUCAGGUGAGAGCGGGGCAGGUAAAACAGAGGCCUCCAAGAAGAUCCUCCUGUACUACGCUGUUACUUGCCCCACCACUGAGCAUGCUGCUGCCCUCGGUGACCGUCUCCUGCAGUCAAACCCAGUUCUGGAGGCUUUUGGUAACGCCAAGACAUUGAGGAACGACAACUCCAGUCGCUUUGGAAAAUACAUGGAUAUCCAGUUUGAUUUUAGGGGUGUUCCAGUGGGAGCUCACAUCCUAAACUACCUGCUGGAGAAAUCCCGUGUUGUGCACCAGAACCACGGCGAAAGAAACUUUCACAUUUUCUACCAACUUUUGGAUGGAGGGGACGAGGAGCUGCUGAAAACCCUGGAGCUGGAGAGAAACCCCCACAGCUACCGUUAUCUAGUCAAGGGGAACUGUCCAAAAGUCAGCUCCAUAAGUGACAAGAAUAACUGGAAAGUUGUGAUAAAGGCCCUUUCUGUGAUCGGCUUCACCACAGAGGAAGUGCAGAAACUUCUGAAUAUCAUCGCCAGCGUCCUCCAUCUGGGAAACGUUCUCUUUGGAGAAGGAGAAGAAGAAGAAACGUACAUUACCACUGAGACUCAACUAUCAACUCUGGCACUGCUGCUGGGUGUUGAUGGCUCAGCCCUCAGGGAGGCGCUCACUCACAGGAAACUCACCGCCAGAGGGGAGGAGAUGAUCAGCCCACUAAACUAUGAGCAGGCUGUGUCGGCCCGGGAUGCUUUGGCUAAAGCUGUGUACGGUCGAACCUUCACCUGGUUGGUGGAGAAGAUCAACCAAUCGUUGGCUUUGAAGGAUGAACUCUACCACAGCACCAGAGGCUCCUCAGUUAUUGGGCUUCUUGAUAUUUAUGGAUUUGAGGUUCUACAGCACAAUAGCUUUGAACAGUUCUGCAUCAACUUCUGCAACGAGAAGCUCCAGCAGCUGUUCAUCGAGCUCACCCUGCGGUCUGAGCAGGAGGAGUAUGAGACGGAAGGAAUCGCGUGGGAGACGGUGAAAUACUUUGACAACAAGAUCAUUUGCGAUCUGAUCGAGGAGAAACACAAAGGCAUCAUCUCUAUUCUAGACGAGGAGUGCCUGAGACCCGGUGAGGCUUGCGAUCUCUCCUUUUUGGAGAAACUGGAGGACUCGUUGGGCUGCCAUCCCCACUUCAUCACGCACAAAUUAGCCAAUGGAAAAACCCGGCGAGUAAUGAGCAGAGAGGAGUUCCGGCUGCUGCAUUAUGCAGGAGAAGUCAACUAUAAUGUCAGUGGUUUUCUUGAUAAGAACAACGAUUCUCUGAACAGGAACCUGAAAGAGGUCAUGUGCCAGUCAGACAACCAGAUCCUGAGUCACUGCUUCCGCAGAGAGGAAGUGAUCGAUCAGAAACGUCCAGAGAUGGCUGCCACACAGUUUAAAAAUAGUCUGACAAAACUCAUGGAGAUCCUAAUGUCUAAAGAGCCAUCAUAUGUGCGUUGUAUCAAACCCAAUGAUGCCAAGCAACCAGGACGUUUCGAUGAAGUUCUGGUCCGACACCAGGUCAAGUACUUAGGCCUGAUGGAAAACCUGAGAGUCAGGAGAGCCGGCUUUGCUUACCGCCGGCACUUUGAAGCCUUCUUGCAGAGGUACAAGCCCCUGUGUCCUGAGACGUGGCCCAACUGGCAAGGAAGACUUGUGGAUGGAGUUUCUGCACUGGUUAACCAUCUAGGCUACAAACCAGAGGAGUACAAACUGGGCAGAUCAAAAAUCUUCAUCCGUUUCCCUAAAACACUCUUCACCACAGAGGAUGCACUCGAGGCCAAAAAGCCAGAGAUUGCGGUCACCAUGCAGAAAUCAUGGAGAGGCUACAGAGAGAGAUCCAAGUACCAGCGCAUCAGACAUGCAGUGAUUGUGAUCCAGUCUGCAUGGCGAGGGAUGAAAGCACGCAGGCGGGCUAAGCAGCGGCGAGAGGCUGCAGAGUUGAUACGCAGGUUCAUAAAAGGCUUCAUCUAUCGUCAUGAGGAAUAUUGCCCGGAGAAUGAGUACUUCCACGAUCAUGUGCGCUACUCUUUCCUCAAAAAUCUGAGGAAAAACCUGCCAGUGAGCGUUUUAGACAAAAGCUGGCCAAAACCUCCUCCAUCUCUCGUUGAGGCCUCAGAGCACCUGCAGAGGCUGCACAUGCGCAACAUGGUUGCAAAGUAUUGUAGGAGAAUCCAGCCUGAGUGGAAGAAGCAGAUGAUGCAGAAGCUUAUAGCCAGUGAGAUCUUCAAAGACCAGAAAGAGAUUUACCCCCAGAGUGUUGGGCGGCUGUUCUUGGACUCCAGGCUUGAACGUGAACAAAUCAGUCUGAAGGUUCUCCAGACUCUUGGCAGUGAAAAAGUGCAGUAUGGCGUUUCAGUGAUCAAGUAUGACAGGAGGGGAUUCAAGCCCCGCCCUCGACAGCUGCUCCUCACCAACACCUUUGCUCUGCUGGUGGACCGCACCAAGAUCAAGCAGAAGAUUGACUACGCUUCUCUCAGAGGAAUCUCAGUGAGCUCUCUCAGUGACGGGAUGCUGGUUCUCCAUGUACCCUGUGAGGACAACAAACAGAAGAGUGAUGCAGUACUGCACUGCAGCCAUGUGAUUGAGCUGGUGACCAAACUAAGCAUGCUGGCAAGGAAGACCAACUGUGUGGAUGUCAGGCCAGGCAGCAUUCGGUUUGCUGUGGCUCGAAACAAGGAAGGGAUCAUUGAUUUUGUCAGAGGCUCCGAGCUGAAGGUGGCCAAAGGCAAAAGAGGACAUCUGCUGGUGGCUGCCCCACGGAUCGCCACUACAUGAAGAAACCAAAAACUACAACCGGCUCAACCGAUCCAAGUUGCUCAGAAGCUGCUUACUUAGUAGACAGGAUAACAACACAGCUUAUGAAGCAACAAUGGAAUCAUAUCUUCAAGCUUACCACCACAGUAUCUUUUGUAUAUUUUAAUUUCAAGACAAUCAUAACCCAGAGUCUUCCCUGUUUGUAAAUGCUUUAUAUCUUUAUUAACACUCAAAAACAACAAGAUUUCUGUAAGAAACACAAAGUAUCUGUAAAACUGCAUGUCUCUGCAAAAGAACUGAAACAAAAACACACAGCAAUAAAUAAUAUUCAAAUAAAUAUUUCAAUAAAUA